Ornithorhynchus anatinus (platypus) is the source of this 3455-nucleotide messenger RNA. RefSeq names its product cold shock domain containing C2 (gene CSDC2). Gene Ontology annotation, biological process: regulation of mRNA stability. The record is from RefSeq and is a predicted model, not a curated record. The coding region runs from base 568 to 1029 and encodes 153 amino acids. The transcript is spliced from 5 exons. Gene Ontology annotation, cellular component: cytoplasm. Lineage: Eukaryota; Metazoa; Chordata; Mammalia; Monotremata; Ornithorhynchidae. Gene Ontology annotation, molecular function: mRNA 3'-UTR binding.
CUCCACCAGUGAGGAGAAAGGACCUGAUGUCUCUUUAAGUCUGGAGUACAAGUUCCCAUCCAGACCCCUCCCACCCGCUUUCCACACAGGCCCCUGACGUCAGGAAGAAGGAGUGUAUGUGAGUGUGAGAGAGAGAGUGAGUGUUCUGGGUGCUGUAUGUCCACACACUCACACACCCCAAAUAUUUUCUAUUCAUCCUCCGCCUGCCAGCUCCCAAGAGAGACGAGGGAGGAGAGGGACCAUCUCAAGUCCGGCUGCUGCCGGAGGACCCCGGCUCCAUCUUCCAAGUGAGUCACCCAAGGUCACUGCCCGAGUCAGGGGCAGAGCCCGGAUCAGAACCCAGGUAUCCCGACGCGGUAGACCACGCGGCUCCUCCGUCUCCUGGAGUGAAGAGGAAGGGGCUGUGUCUGCCCCGCCGGGGCCCGUUCAGGGCAUCUGACUCCCCUUUGGAAAGAGGCCGGCCACGGGGACCGCUUACGGGUCUGAUCCCCGCCGGCAUCUGAAGCCAGCCCGCGUGGCCGCCCCACCCGGGGCCGUGGUCGCCGCCGCCCGCCCGCCCGCCGCACCAUGUCGUCCGAUCCCACGGCCCCUCCGGCGGUCCCGCCGCUCCAUUCCCCCAAGUCCCCCGUGUGGCCCACUUUCCCCUUUCCGCGAGAGGGGAGUCGCGUCUGGGAACGAGGCAGCCUCCUGCUAAGAGACCUGCCCAGUCCUCUGCCCACCAAGAGAACCAGGACGUACUCCGCGACGGCCCGGGCCUCGGCCGGUCCCGUCUUCAAAGGCGUCUGCAAGCAGUUCUCACGCUCCCAAGGCCACGGCUUCAUCACUCCCGAGAACGGCACCGAGGAUAUAUUCGUACACGUUUCCGACAUCGAGGGGGAGUACGUGCCCGUGGAGGGAGACGAGGUGACGUACAAGGUGUGCCCCAUCCCGCCCAAGAACCAGAAGUUCCAGGCCGUGGAGGUGGUGCUCACCCACCUCGCCCCCCACACCAAGCACGAGACGUGGUCGGGACAGAUCAUCGGCUCCUAGGCCGACGGGGAGCCGGGGGCGGGAAGGCGGGCCGGGGGGGUGGGCCGCACGAGGGCCGGGGGACGGGGAGGGUGACGGUGGGAAGGGGCGAGGAGGGGAGGGAGGCGUUUUCGCGUGCCGCUCCGGGCUUCCCCUCGUCCUCCCGGCCCCCCGGCCCUGACCCGUGUGGCUUUAUGCGCCGUCUCUGUUUCUUCCCGUCGGGACUGUGGUCCAGGCGGUGAGGGGGCAGAUGGCGAGGCCUCCCCGGGCAGCUGCACCUUCCGUCUGCCCCGCUGUCACCCGCGCUGCUCUGGCCUAUGAUUCCCCCCGCUGCCCUGGGGAAUGGCUGCGCGCUCUCCCCGAGGAAGAAGCGGCUUCCGCUCUUAGGGGUGAGGGGACCUUUUUCCUGCUUCCCAGAAGGAAGGGAGAUGCCAGAGGUGGGUCGGUAUCCCUGCGGAAGCCCUCCUUGAGGCCAGGAUCUGUUUUUCCCCCCUCUUCCUCUCGCCUCUGCUCCACCCAGCUGGCUCCCCGGGAGGGCUGGCUGACUGCUCCCCCCAGCCCCCGACCCACCUCCAGCUUCCCAAGAACUCGUGGUCAGAGGCUGCCCGGCCCCACCCUUUUCGGUGCCUCUUCCUCUCCCUUUCCAGGUUUUCCUGAGUUCGUUCCCCUGCUCCCCGACUCUAGUGGCCGUGACCCUUCCUUCUUUCCCAUCUCCAGCCCCACCCCACCAUGGUCGAAGGGGAGGGGGCUGGGGACCAGGGUCCGGGCCUUCAGUGCUGCAGAAGUGAGGCCUGCCCUGCUCAGCUUGGGUGUCCGUCAUUAAAGUGCGGGAACAUCCCCCCAGAGCCCCACACCCGCUCCGGGAAUUAUCUGAACCUCCCGCGACCUUCCUGAUCUGGAUGGAAUCUGCUUCUUUUCCAGAGGAAACUUAACGCAACCCUCCCACCCCCUAGUAUUUAUUUGUAACCGGUGUGGUGGUUUUCUUUAUUCGGGGGAGAACCUCCCCACCCCCUUCCUGGGCCCGCGGGCUCUCGAUUGUACUCCCGGUCUCCCACCGACCCUCCUCCCGCGGCCUUGUGGUGACGCUUGUUCUCCCUCCCCACCGCCCUCCUGCUCCUCCUUGUUCCUGAUGGCGCCAUCGCUUUGGUCGCCGUGGUAACGGCGCGCUGAAGCGACGGGGCGGCCUCGGUCGGGGAUGUGGCAGGGUUUGUGUUUUUGUCUCUGAAGCGAAAAGCUGGGACCGGCCCCUUCCCCUCUUCGUUCCCCUCCCCCUAGCAGUCGGAGCAUCCCCCAGCCUCCCUCCGUCUCGCGGGCGUCGCACCGCUGGGCCUGGGGGAGGGAGUAGAGCCGGGGACCGCCUCCUCGCCCACUCCGGCAUCCUCCUCGCCUGCUCGUCUUCCUGCUUCAGGCCAAGCUGGGGGUCCAGGCUACUCGAGGAGGGCAGGGGUGGAGGAGGAGACAGCAACGGAGGCGGCUGGGCCUCUUGUAGAUGGAACAGGGUGUGAACCGUAUUUCCUCUGCUUAGCACCUCCAGUGUGUGUGCGUGCGUAUAUGUGUGUGUGUUGGGACAGUGUCAUUUCCAUUCUCAGUCCUUGCUGGGUGGCAUCGUGUGGGCCCUCAUCUAGAGCAGGGCCUGGGGGCUGUGGCUGGGAACCCAAGCCUGUGGCCCUCUACCUGGUCUCAUCUCUUGAGAAAUAGAAGGGGGUCCUCCCUGACCAAACUCCCAACGAGUGAGGGGCUGGGGCCGAGCUCGCCCCCCCACCCUUGACCAUAGCUUGGAACGGCUCCCCUCCAGCCCCCUGACCCCGACUGGAACCGAAAGGCUCUGUGAUCCCAGCCUCGGACCUGCCCGGGGCCAAGCUCCUCUGCCCUGGAUGGGCCUAGGGGAGUUGGGGGUUAGGUGCCUCUAGUCAGCCUGGCUGAAGGGCUGGGGGUUAGCCGGCCGGAGAACGGGGAGCCACGGGGCCAAGAUCUCGAGCUGGGUAGGGGGGUGAUUACCCCCCGACUUUGUCUAGUUAUAGGACUUGUAUGGGAUGGAGUGGGGUCUCCAGGGCCCUUUUUCCUCUCUCUCCACUUCUCCUCCCCCAUCCACCCACUUACCCGUAGGUUUCCCCACCGCUGACCGAGGCAGGCGCAAAUCUCCCGCUUCCUUCCCCUCCACCGGCCCGUCCUGCUCCCCUGCCCCCCCAGCACCGCUCCACCCUGUGCCCGUUGUGGGUGGCAGGCGCCCUUUCCUCUGGUCCUAAACUAGGGUGCUGCCGGUGGACCCCCUCCUUUAGAGAGUGGAUGGAAACGCGGCUCCUCCCCACAUUGCUUUCCCCCCUGACCCCCACACCUCCACCGAACCGUUGUGUGUCCGUGAACCCUCGGUGUGGUUUCUGCCCAGCUGCCCUGAUGUCGACCUUUGUGACGUUGGCAAUAAACCAUUAAAAGUGACUUUCCCAUGA